Echinops telfairi (small Madagascar hedgehog) is the source of this 444-nucleotide messenger RNA. Its product is annotated as profilin-1-like. The coding region runs from base 1 to 444 and encodes 147 amino acids. NCBI's taxonomy places the organism in Eukaryota, Metazoa, Chordata, Mammalia, Afrosoricida, Tenrecidae. Gene Ontology annotation, cellular component: cytoplasm. Gene Ontology annotation, biological process: regulation of actin filament polymerization; actin cytoskeleton organization; positive regulation of actin filament bundle assembly. The record is from RefSeq and is a predicted model, not a curated record. Gene Ontology annotation, molecular function: actin binding. The transcript is spliced from 2 exons.
AUGGGAAUUGACGGUCAGCGCUGUGGCCGGAGAAACGCCUGCACGGACAACCUCGUGGCCGACGGGACCUGUCAGGCCGCGGCCAUCGUGGGCUCUAAGGACUCGCCCUCUGUCUGGGCCGCUGUCCCCGGGAAAACCUUCCUCAACAUCACGCCAGCCGAGGGUGGAGUUCUUGUUGGCAAAGACCGGUCAAGUUUUUCAGUGAAUGGGCUGACACUUGGGGGCCAGAAAUGUUCUGUGAUCCGGGACUCACUGCAGCCGGACUGGGAAUAUACCAUGGAUCUUCGCACCAAGAGUCCUGGCGGAGCCCCCACCUUCAACCUCACUGUCACCAUGACUGCCAGGACGCUAGUCCUGCUGAUGGGCAAAGAAGGUGUCCACGGUGGUUCGAUCAAUAAGAAAUGUGAUGAAAUGGCUUCCUGCUGGCGGCGUUCCCAGUACUGA